CACCUGGAUAUUGUUUUGUGGAUGUUUUGGAUAAUGCCACUGUCGAACGCUGCUUAAACCAAUUGAAUGGGGAGUACAUGCCGGGUUCUAAUCCUAUAAUGGUUUUCAGUGGUGAUGUUGAGAGCACCUGUUAAGUUUAUGAAUGGAAAGAUGAAAUUCAGCAGCAUCUGCUUACAGCAAAGGUGCCUUGUGUCACCAUAUUGCCUCCUUGUUGCUGCAGCUUUUGUUUUGGAAAGGAUGUUUUCACAUACAACAAACAAUCCAUGAGUUAUGCAGUAAUGAGGCAAGUCGCUUGCACCAUGGUUCCAGCAUAUCUUAGUUGACACUUCAGAGUGUGGUCAGUGAGAGACCGCUUCCUGUAAAUCUUGUGCUGUUCUGCCCAUGACUGAUACUGGAGCAGGUCUAAACACUGAAGCAUCAUGAUGUUGGAUUGAAUGGAGAGCCUGACUGAUGUCAUGAAUAAUGAAGCCACUGAAAAUGUCUAUGAAGAGGAUAAAUAAGCUGUUAACUGAGAGAGAAAACAUUGCUAUGGAUUGUGGCUGUCCUAGAAAAUUCAAGAUAAAGACUGCCAUGUCAUGUGAGAAGAUUGGAAAAGGGUUAACUAUUGCCGAGACAAUGUCUCAGUUUUUGGAGCAUUACAACCAGUACACAAACCAGUUUUCCCAGUUGAUAAAUCAGCCUUCUAGUUUUUUUGGCUGUCAGAUUCCUGGGCAGCCUGGGGCAGAUUUACCACCAGUAAGUGCAAAUCAGAUGCGACAGAUUGUUGAAAUACAGAAGGCUGCUGCGGUGAGAAAUGCUGCUACAGCAAGAUAUGCUGCCUCGGUACUAAACGCUACUGUGCAGAUCAGUGGAGUAAACCCAUUUCCUGUGGAUCAGAAUGCUUUUCCACCAGUGCCACCAGACUUUAUUGUAGAACAAAAUAGUUUUAAUUCUCAGUGGACAAGUCAGUUUUCCAAUCCAUAUUCCUGUAACUUUCCACCUUAUCCUCCGACAGAGCCUCCACCUACAAUGCCGCCUCCGGCAUUGCCACCUCCUGCAUUGCCCCCCCCUGCAUUACAGUUUGGCCCACCUUUAUUGCCCCCAGCUACAGUAUCAUCCAUGCCUCCAAUGCUGCCUCCUCCUUCAGUGCUAAAUGUUGCAGCUGCAAUGCACCAUGUUGCUGAAGCACAAAAAGCUGCUGCAGCACAAGUUGUUCAGAACAUUAUGGAAAACAAACAUUUUAAUUCAGAGCAAAAUUUGUGGUUAAAUCCUUUCACUGGUUUUAGUUCUGACUAUUCCUCAUUCCAGACCACAGAGGGUAUCCCUGAAGUAUCUGUUUCUUCAACAAUGUUUGCCACGUCUACAGUACCAUCCACUCCUGCAGUGAUAAGUGCUCCACCAAUGCUGAAUGCUGCAGCCGUGCAAUUUAUUUCUGAAACACGAAAAUCUUCUGGUGUGCAGAAACCCAUUGAAUCAAAAUAUACUUCUGUGCGAAGCUUUAAGAAAAGACAAACUAGCACUGAGAAGAGAAAUAUUUCGUCAGUACCACUGACUACAGAGGAUCACACUCAGCUAAAGCAAAACAGUUGUACAGUUUCAAAGGCAGAACAUAUCUAUUCUACAUCUCCAGCGGAGUACAGUGCCUCAUCAGUGAAUACAGCAGCUUCAGCAGAAAACCAGGUCUCAUUUGAGGAGUCUGUUGUAAAUACAGAAGAAUAUGAAGCGCAGUGUAUGGAAAUCAGUGACGAGGAGACUUUGGAAGAAAAUGCAGAGACGACAGCAGUCCCAGAAUAUAUAGAUCCCGAUCCUCCAAUCGAUAUAAUUGCAAUGAAUACAGAUUUUAUGGGAAGAAGUGAAGAAAUUUACGAUGUGCUCAUGAACUGCCACUGGCAACCAUUAGAUACAGCUAUGUCAGGAAUUCCGGCUGUAGUUGAAUUAAGAUAGAAAAUGUGUAGAUAUUUAAUUUUCCAUUUAUAAAUAUGCAUUGGUUCUUCAAAUGUUGCUGAAAUUUGUUUUUACAUGACUGAGAUGUACAACUGGUUUAUUUGAAAAGGAUGUUAAUUAUAUACAGUAUUCUGUUAAUAAAUACAAUACAGUGUGCUACAA
Molecule: messenger RNA, 2085 nt
Organism: Protopterus annectens (West African lungfish)
Lineage: Eukaryota; Metazoa; Chordata; Ceratodontiformes; Protopteridae
Product: serine/threonine-protein kinase WNK2-like
Exons: 10
Coding region: 463-1923 (486 amino acids)
Biological process (GO): selenocysteine incorporation
Cellular component (GO): nucleus
Molecular function (GO): tRNA binding
Source: RefSeq, a predicted model, not a curated record